This is a messenger RNA of Exophiala xenobiotica, 2954 nucleotides long. RefSeq lists its product as uncharacterized. Gene Ontology annotation, biological process: phosphatidylethanolamine biosynthetic process; phosphatidylcholine biosynthetic process. Gene Ontology annotation, cellular component: cytoplasm. The transcript has 2 exons. Bases 180 to 2660 code for a protein of 826 amino acids. Gene Ontology annotation, molecular function: choline kinase activity; ethanolamine kinase activity. The record is from RefSeq and is a predicted model, not a curated record. NCBI's taxonomy places the organism in Eukaryota, Fungi, Ascomycota, Eurotiomycetes, Chaetothyriales, Herpotrichiellaceae.
UCUUGACAGAUCUUGAUCUUCUUCCUCAUUUCUGAACUGACAUUCACUAUCCGACAAUUAUCUUCUCAUUUCCCCCAGAUACGCCCUUGAAAAGAAAAGAGAAGGCGUCGGCGAGUAGGCAACAAACAUCUUCCGCCCAAGGAUUGUUGGCCCAGGUCGGCCAAGAUCCUUCUGCAGCAAUGGCAUCAUCGUCUGGCCUUUCCCCAACCACCACACGUGCUGCACCAUCCCCCAGGACUGGGACUCACAAAGGUGUGACCAUCUUCGAAGAGCCCGAGCACAUCGAACCGGUCAAGGCGGAGGACUACGAUGGAGGCGCAUCUCCCAUGCUCGUUGCCUCCCAAAGUCCCAAACUCCACCGGGCCAGUAUAUCAGGGAAGAAAAUGACCGGGCGACCCGCUCUUACUCACUCCGGGUCUUCUACCGCAUUAUCUCAUCGCAUGUCCUUCCUCAGUCUGGACAAACCUGAUUCCGAGUCAGCUGGGACACCCAACGAGAGCAAACCUCCCGAUCUACGCGCCAUGCUCACUCAAGUCGUGGACUGGCUGCAGCAAGAGAAAGCGAAGAGGCAGAAGCCAAAGCAUCACCGGCUUCGCCUUCACCCUCAUCAUCAUCACCGAUUGCCGACUAACCCUCCAGACGAACCGUCUGAUGACCCUACAAACGACACUGAACCAGACCACUCCCUGGAGAAACUUGAGAACAUCCUUUCCGGCUUCACCUCAUGGUCCACCUCCAUGCCCAGACCGGCGUCCAAAUCCUCGACCUCUUUAGUAGGGCGGAAGGGAUCUAUAGCCAGGAAAUUCAAGCGAGGUUCCAUUGCCCCUCAAUCGUCGGAUACGGAGUUUUUUGGCGACGAUAUCCUGGUGCCGAAUGUUGAAGCCCAUUUGGACAACUCCAAAACCAUGGCUUUCACUGGAGGUAGCGCGGACGUCGACACGAGCGAUUCUGCGAAGAAGAAAGACUAUGAUCACUGGGUCGCUUUCAAGGAGGAUAUUGUGCGGUUGACACAUACCCUCAAGAUUAAAGGAUGGCGCCGUGUUCCCAUGGAUCGAGCCAGAGACAUCGAUGUUGUGCGGCUGAGUGGAGCUCUUACCAAUGCUGUAUAUGUGGUUCGACCGCCCAAGAACAUGUCCGAAUAUGAUAAUCCUUCGAACAGCCAGGUCGCCCUCUCCGAGCCCAUGGCCAUCGCGGCCCCGGCUCCCAAGCGCCGCCCAGUACAACUUCUCCUUCGUAUCUACGGUCCUCAAGUCGAGCAUCUCAUCGACCGAGACUCUGAGCUUGCCAUUCUACGCCGUCUGUCUCGGAAACGUAUUGGUCCUCGUCUGCUCGGGUCAUUCGAAAACGGCCGCUUCGAGGAAUUCCUCCACGCCAGGACUCUGACUGCAGAAGAUCUUCGCAUACCGGAGACAUCCAAGCAAAUUGCCAAGCGUAUGAGAGAGCUUCACGAAGGAAUCGAGCUCCUGGAGUCUGAAGUCGAAGCCGGUCCCGCGGUGUUCCUCAACUGGGACAAAUGGGUUGACCGCUGUGAGAAGGUCAUUACAUUUCUCGACAAACAAGUCCAUCAAGCCGAAGCACAGCCGAAUGCUGGAGGUCCGAGGCACAACUCCGUUGUCAACGCACGGUACGUUCGGCGGGGGUUUAUCUGUGGUGUGGAAUGGCCUCUGUUCCGAAGGACCUACGAAGCGUACCGAAAACGAUUGAUCGCAGACAGUGGCGGCAUGAAAGAGAUUAGCAAACACCUAGUCUUUGCACACAACGAUACUCAGUAUGGCAACCUCAUGCGUCUGCAGCCUUCAGGAACAUCGCCCCUGCUCCAGCCGUCAAACCAGCACAAGCAGCUCGUGGUUAUCGACUUUGAAUAUGCUUCACCCAAUAUGCCUGGGCUGGAAUUUGCGAACCAUUUUACCGAGUGGUGCUACGAUUACCAUCAUCCGGAGCACAAUUGGAUGUGCGAUACGAGGCUUUAUCCGAACGAGGGAGAACAGUAUAGAUUCGUCAGGAGCUAUGUCAUGCACAGACCGCAAUUCAAUCCGGCGGCGAGCGCGACACCGAAGAUGGAAGGACGGGAGAAGACUAAUAUAAGCGACUUCAUGCUCGAUGCGAGGGCGCCGCCUCCGUCUACGAGCACACCCGGGCCUGUGGUGGAGUCCGAUUACGACAAGGAGGAGCGAGAGAGGGAGAAGGUGCAGGAAAGGGAGAUUCAGCGGUUGCUGAGGGAGACAAGGAUAUGGAGGCCGGCGAAUACGGCACAGUGGGUAGCGUGGGGGAUUGUGCAGGCAAAGGUGCCGGAGUUAUAUGAAAUGGAGAGGAAGGAAACCGGAGAAGCUGCGGGGGAAGCGCAUCCGAUGUCCGACCCGAUGAACGAAGAGGAGAAGAGGUUGAAGGACGAGAGUCAACGGGAUCGGCCAGAGGGACGGGCGCAGGAGGAGAGCCAUCGGGAGGGGGACCAAGGGACAAGCGUGAAGUGGGAAGCUGCGAGCAACGGAGGCGCAGAAGGCGAUGAAAGUGGUGAAGAGGAGCACGAAGAUUUUGAUUAUCUUGCUUACGCGCAGGAUCGCGCCAUGUUCUUCUGGGGUGAUUGUGUGCAGAUGGGUUUGGUCAAGAUGGAGGAACUGCCGGAGCAGAUGAGGAACAGGAUCAAGAUUGUACCGUAUUGAGCGAGAAGGAAAGGGGCUGGUGGGAGUGUGGCUCUACAUAGACAAGGAUGCCGGAAUUUGGGUGCGAUCAAGGACAAGGAUUUGACGAUUGGAAAUCUUGAAACGGGACGCUAUGGAGCAGCAGUCGGACAUUCUGAAGGCCACCCAGAGGCUUGAAUUCCAUGCUGUGUGAAGAAACGUAGCGAGCCUAGGAGGAUCUCGAGUGGAUGCGUGUUUCUGUCAAAGACGAUGAUGGGCGGCUUGGUACUAGCAUUUAUCCUCCAGCAUGAAUAUAUUAUGAUGUUAGAAAACGAC